Molecule: messenger RNA, 4170 nt
Organism: Myzus persicae (green peach aphid)
Lineage: Eukaryota; Metazoa; Arthropoda; Insecta; Hemiptera; Aphididae
Gene: Tmtc3
Product: transmembrane and TPR repeat-containing protein CG4050
Exons: 16
Coding region: 675-3353 (892 amino acids)
Biological process (GO): protein O-linked glycosylation via mannose
Cellular component (GO): endoplasmic reticulum
Molecular function (GO): mannosyltransferase activity; protein binding
Source: RefSeq, a predicted model, not a curated record
CUCGCACGAACCCCACCACAUUCGGGUCGGGCACAAUCAUGCGUCCCAAGCCGGAGCGCGUCGUUACCGCGACCGCAGUCUCGUCCCCGUGAUAACGCCGACGACAUCGUUUUGCCAACGUUCGGUCGCGACCACACGACGACGCCGUCGUCACUCAUUGUUCCGCCGUUUCAUCGUUCGGUCCGGUACGCGGUAACAACAACUGCUUCGAUUCAAAUAUUUAAUAAAUCCGUGCGACAUGUCGUCGUCGUCACCGUGGACGACGACAACGGACGACCGUAACGAUUAUUAUCGUCGCCGCCGCCGCGUACGCGUAACCACAACCGCCGAUGACGAAGCGACAACAAUAUAAAUAACAUUACAACACCAUAGGUAUUCGAUAACAAUAAUUAUUAUUAACUAAUUAAUCGAUUAACAGAUCGGUGGUAGGUGUCGUCGCGACGAUAAUCGUUUUUUUUGUAACGCAAUUUCGCUGGCCGUUGGCACGCGCGCGAGUGACGAGUGACGAGUGACGACGACGGCCGCGGACAACCGGACCCGUCGUCUCGUACGCCGCCUCGGUGGACAUGGUCACGCCGAACGUUUGAACCGGUCAACGACGGACACGAAAUAAAUAAUAAUAAUAAUAUUAUUAUUUACAAUCACGAUUUACAAUCACUAAGUGAAGCAGCGCCAUGGCGUCAUCGGUAGCCGUAUCGUCAAUAAUAUUUUUUACAUGCUUGGCAUGCUACUACAACAGUCUCUACUGCGACUUCGUGUUCGAUGACAUUAGUGCUAUAAAAGACAACCGAGAUCUAAAACCUCAAACUCCUGUAUGGAACAUAUUUUACAACGAUUUUUGGGGCACGCCAAUGCACAAGGAACAAAGUCAUAAGUCAUAUCGACCUUUAACGGUUUUAACGUUCAGAUGGAAUUACAUGAUCCAUCAGUUGGAACCUAUGGGAUAUCAUCUUGUGAACAUACUACUCCACGCCAUAACAAGUGUUCUCUACUAUCGAGUCUGUCAUACUAUAAUGGCGUCCGAGUUCACUAGUUUUAUGGCUGCUAUGCUUUUUGCUAUUCACCCCAUACACACAGAGGCCGUGACUGGUGUGGUGGGACGAGCAGAGACGCUAUCGUCGGUAUUUUACUUAUCUGCGUAUCUAUUGUAUACAGAAGCAACCAAAAGGAAAAAAUAUUCCGGAUGGAAGCCUUUAACACUUUCUGUGGUUUGCUUGUGCGUAGCUAUGCUGUGCAAAGAACAAGGGAUCACAAUAGCCGGAGUUUGCGCUCUUUACGAAGUUUUCGUCGCACAAAAGAUCAGACCGAAGGACUUGAUGAACUCAUUAAGACUGUCCGUGGCCGUGAACAGUCAGUCGGCUACCAACGGCGGGAGUUCCGGUGGAGGAGGUGGUUCGCCAAAAACCGGCACCGGAAACGCGACUUCCGCCUCGUCGGGCGUGCUGCAGACCAUCCCGUCGGACGCGGUCAAGCGGCUGGCGUUCCUGUUCCUGUCCACGUGUGCGCUACUGGCGUUCCGUCUGAAAAUCAUGGGAUCCAAGCUGCCCGUCUUUACCAGGUUUGACAAUCCAGCCAGCGUGUCGGAUUGGCCAGCAAGACAACUCACCUAUAACUAUCUGGUGAGCGUAAACGCCUGGUUACUGAUAUUCCCGUGCGACCUGUGCUGCGACUGGACCAUGGGUACCAUACCGCUGGUCGAAUCCACCUCGGAUCCCAGAAACCUGGCGACUUUGGCCACAUACACCGUGAUCAUCGCGCUCGUGUACACGGCGUUCACCACUUCAAAUCGAACCAAACGCAUCGUUGUUAUCAUGAGUUUGGGAUUGACUGUUCUGCCGUUUCUCCCCGCGUCGAACAUGUUCUUUCCUGUAGGAUUCGUCGUAGCGGAACGCGUCUUGUACAUGCCUUCAAUGGGAUUCUGUAUGCUCGUUGCCUACGGUUUGGGGCUCGUAAUCGAUAAGUGCAAGUCCCGGUUGGUGCUGACAGCCGUCGCCGUCAUUAUGGUCACCCACGUGGUGAAAACCUACACGAGAAAUUCGGACUGGUCAUCCGAGUACGCGAUAUUCACUUCCGGGUUGAAAGUGAAUAAGCUAAAUGCCAAACUGUACAACAACGUCGGACACGCCUUGGAAGCUGAGAAUCGAUUCCAAGAAGCUCUUGCGUACUUUCACAAGGCUGUCAGCGUACAACACGAUGAUAUCGGGGCUCACAUAAAUGUCGGCCGUACGUAUAACCAUUUAAAAAUGUACAAGGAAGCCGAAGACGCUUAUUUAGAGGCCAAAUCAUUGCUUCCUAAAGCCAAACCGGGCGAGUCGUACCAAGCCCGAAUAGCUCCCAAUCAUCUAAACGUCUUACUGAACUUGGCCAAUCUGAUUGCUAAAAACCAGACGCGUCUGGAAGAGGCGGAUAUGCUGUACCGGCAGGCCAUCAGCAUGCGAUCUGAUUACACGCAAGCGUACAUAAAUCGUGGAGACGUUUUGCUCAAGCUCAACCGAACAAAAGAGGCGCAAGAAGUGUACGAACGAGCUUUAUUCUACGACACCGACAACCCAGACAUUUAUUACAAUCUGGGUGUUGUGCUUUUGGAACAGGGUAAACAUUCACAGGCAUUGGCUUACUUAGACAAAGCUCUAGAAUUUGAUCCAGACCACGAACAGGCGUUACUCAACUCAGCCAUACUGCUCCAAGAAUUGGGGCAGGCAAACCUGAGAAAACUUGCUGAGAAGAGACUUCUCCGGCUCCUGUCGAACGGUCAAAAGAACGAACGGGUGUUUUUCAACCUAGGCAUGCUGGCUAUGGACGAAGGAGACGUACCGGCGGCGGAACAUUGGUUCCGUCAGGCGAUCCUCAUUAAAGAGGAUUUCAGGGCCGCUCUGUUCAACCUGGCCUUACUGCUGGCUGACGACCACAGACCGUUGCAGGCAGCCCCGUUCCUCAAUCAGCUGGUCCGGUUCCAUCCAGACCAUGUCAAGGCCCUGAUAUUAUUGGGCGACAUCUAUAUCAACAACAUCAAAGAUCUUGAUGCAGCUGAAAACUGUUACCAAAGGAUACUGCAACUGGAUCCAGACAAUACGCAAGGGAUGCACAAUCUAUGCGUGGUGUACGUAGAACGUGGCUUAUUGAAAGAGGCAGAAAUUUGCUUACAAAAGGCCCAUCUGAUGGCACCGCAUGAAGACUACAUUGUCAAGCAUUUGAAAAUUGUGCAAAACCGCUUGCAGGCAAAACAGACUCCCGAUCAGCUCAAUGAGAGUCGCCCGGAUUCUAAGGAAAUCCGAAAAACAGAAAAAGACACAACUCGUCCAGACACGAAUUUGAAGUCGGAUACCAAGCCGUCUACGCUAUCGCUGUCAUGAAUGAUAAAAUAUUAAUUGUUUAAAAAAGUAUAUAUAUUUUUUUUAAGUUACAUACCUAGUCAUAACUCACCGUUUUCAUGUUAGUACUUAACUGGAUUUUUUAUUACGACCUAAUAAUGUCUCUAAGACACCAUUUCAAAUAAGACAACAAUGUGACAUAACUGCACAUUUUUAAAGUCACAGAUUUGACGCUCGUAUAGACAGUUGUCCCAUACUUAAACUAGUAAUCUCAUUUGGUGCUACUACUCAAUGACAGUACUUCAUCUAUAAAAUAUGCUUCUAUACAUUUAAACUGAGAGCAAAAGUUACUUAGUAAAUCGUAAGAUAUAUUUUUCUCUUAAAUUUUUAUUUUGAAUCGUUUCUAACGAAAACAAUUUGUAAAAAAAAUCGUGCUGUGAUGUAUUUAGUAGGUCAUAGUAUGAUUAUAAUUUAUAAUAUUAUUAUAAAAUUAAGUGAUCGUGUAAAAUUAAGACCAUAUUAAUUAUUAAACUUCUAUGACGUUAUUUUAAUUACAAUAAUGAUCAAAUAUUGAUAUUCACAUUUUGUUAUCAUUAUGAUUAUGACUAAUUGUCUUGGUUUUUGGUUGAAAAAUGAUUUUUUUAGAUGUAAUUUCUAAUCGAUUUAUGUGUUAACAUAGUUUAAGUACCUACCUACUUAAAAAACAACAUCUGUUCGUUUGAAAUAACAAUAACUACUAAAAUAUCACAUUAACAAUUCAAUAGAUCAUUAAAAUAAGUCUUGUUAUACAUUAAUUAAUUUCAGUCUGAAAAGCAGUUGUUUGUUUAAAAUGUAUCUAUGUAUUUGUGUAUUUGUUUAU